Fusarium coffeatum is the source of this 789-nucleotide messenger RNA. RefSeq lists its product as uncharacterized. NCBI's taxonomy places the organism in Eukaryota, Fungi, Ascomycota, Sordariomycetes, Hypocreales, Nectriaceae. The transcript has a single exon. Bases 1 to 789 code for a protein of 262 amino acids. The record is from RefSeq and is a predicted model, not a curated record.
AUGGCUCGUAUCCUCAUCACCGGUUCUACCGACGGCUUUGGCUUCGAAGCAGCUCGACAGCUGAUCGAGCGUAAGCAUGAAGUCUACCUCCAUGCGCGAAGCCAGGAACGCGCCGAAGAAGUAAAGGCAAAAUGCCCUGGAGCUGCAGGUGUCUUUAUUGCCGACUUGACUACAGUCGCAGAGACCCGUAAGCUAGCUGAAGAAGCCAAUGCUAUCGGUGGCAUCUUUGAUGCUGUCAUUCUCAACGCCGGACUCCUCUAUGGACCCUACCGAAAGACAACAGACCUGGGUGUACCAUCAAGUGUUUUUGUCAAUCUUGUGGCACCUUAUCUCCUUGCAGCCCUUAUCAAGCCGCCUAAACGGCUGAUUUUUGUCGCAUCUGUCCUUCAUCACGAGGCCAGGACAGAUCUCAAGGACAUAUUUUGGUUGGAACGCGAAGAGCAAUGGAACGACUUCCAAGCAUACUGCGACUCAAAGUUCCACGUCGUUCUCCUGGCUCAUGCUAUGGCAAGACGAUUGAGGGAAAAGAAUACCUCAGUUAUUUCCCUGCACCCUGGAUAUGUCCCUACUAAGCUUGCGGGUAAAGACGCUCCUGGUAAAAUGCAGGAUGGCAUCGAGACGUAUAUUAUGCUUGCUGAAGGCGACUAUGACGUUACUCUUACUGGUGCAUACUUUGACCCAAAGCGGGAGAGGGUCCAGCCACAUGCCCUAACAGCCGAUGAAGACAAGCAGGAGGCUGUUGUGAAGGCUUGUGAAGAUCUCACUGGAGUGAAACUUGAGAGCUUUUGA